GGUCUUUGGUGUGCGACGCACAGUAUUCUGGGAAGGCAGGAGGCGGAAAUUACCUUGUCUCUUGCUCUGGCAGCUGGUGGUUUGUUCACGCUUUUCCAUCUCUGUGAUUUCAAGAGUUAGGAGCUUGGGAACCGUUUGCCAAUAUGUAUGACGCGGAUGAGGAUAUGCAAUAUGAUGAGGAUGAUGAUGAAAUCACCCCAGAUUUGUGGCAAGAAGCGUGCUGGAUUGUAAUCAGUUCCUAUUUUGACGAGAAAGGCUUGGUCAGACAACAGCUGGAUUCUUUCGAUGAGUUUAUUCAGAUGUCUGUUCAAAGAAUUGUGGAAGAUGCUCCACCUAUAGACCUACAAGCUGAAGCUCAGCAUGCUAGUGGAGAAGUUGAAGAGCCGCCAAGAUAUUUGCUGAAGUUCGAACAAAUCUACCUCUCCAAGCCUACCCAUUGGGAAAGAGACGGUGCUCCUUCACCAAUGAUGCCAAACGAAGCCAGAUUAAGAAAUCUCACGUAUUCUGCUCCACUUUAUGUUGAUAUAACAAAAACAGUCAUUAAAGAAGGUGAAGAACAACUGCAGACUCAGCAUCAGAAAACUUUUAUAGGAAAAAUUCCGAUUAUGUUACGGUCAACUUAUUGCUUAUUGAAUGGCUUAACAGAUCGUGAUCUUUGCGAGUUAAAUGAAUGUCCUUUGGAUCCUGGUGGCUAUUUCAUUAUUAAUGGAUCAGAAAAGGUUCUGAUUGCUCAAGAGAAAAUGGCAACAAACACAGUUUAUGUGUUUGCCAAGAAGGAUUCUAAAUAUGCCUACACAGGAGAGUGUAGAUCAUGUCUGGAGAAUUCUUCCCGACCCACCAGUACUAUAUGGGUUAGCAUGCUGGCAAGAGGAGGACAGGGUGCAAAAAAGAGUGCUAUCGGUCAGCGCAUUGUGGCAACUCUACCGUAUAUCAAGCAAGAAGUUCCCAUCAUUAUUGUUUUCAGAGCAUUAGGUUUUGUGUCUGACAGAGACAUUUUAGAGCAUAUUAUUUAUGAUUUUGAAGAUCCAGAGAUGAUGGAAAUGGUUAAACCUUCUCUCGAUGAAGCAUUUGUCAUCCAAGAACAGAAUGUUGCACUAAAUUUCAUUGGUUCAAGAGGGGCAAAACCUGGUGUUACUAAAGAGAAAAGAAUUAAAUAUGCGAAAGAAGUCUUACAAAAAGAAAUGCUCCCUCAUGUUGGUGUCAGUGAUUUUUGUGAGACCAAAAAAGCCUAUUUCUUGGGGUAUAUGGUUCAUAGGUUACUUCUAGCAGCUUUGGGUAGAAGAGAACUGGAUGACAGAGAUCACUAUGGAAACAAAAGAUUGGAUCUUGCUGGGCCGCUGCUUGCAUUCUUAUUUAGAGGUAUGUUUAAGAAUUUGCUUAAAGAAGUACGGAUCUAUGCACAGAAGUUUAUUGAUCGAGGAAAGGAUUUUAACUUGGAAUUGGCAAUCAAAACAAGGAUUAUAUCUGAUGGCCUAAAAUACUCUUUAGCUACUGGAAACUGGGGUGACCAAAAGAAAGCUCAUCAAGCCAGAGCUGGAGUAUCUCAGGUAAGGAAGUUACCUUUAGAACCAUGUGUUUUUAGGUCUGUUUUCUAUCGCUCAUACAAAGAACAGGAGUCUAAAAAAGGAUUUGAUCAAGAAGAAGUUUUUGAGAAACCUACACGUGAAACAUGCCAGGGUAUGAGGCAUGCCAUUUAUGACAAGCUGGAUGAUGAUGGUUUGAUAGCUCCGGGGGUUCGUGUAUCAGGGGAUGAUGUUAUUAUAGGCAAGACAGUCACCUUGCCUGAAAAUGAAGAUGAACUGGAGAGCACCAACAGACGCUAUACCAAGAGAGACUGUAGCACUUUUCUCAGAACCAGCGAGACCGGCAUUGUGGAUCAGGUUAUGGUAACGCUCAACCAGGAAGGAUAUAAAUUUUGUAAAAUAAGGGUACGCUCUGUUAGAAUUCCACAGAUUGGAGACAAAUUUGCUAGUCGACAUGGUCAAAAGGGUACUUGCGGUAUUCAGUACAGACAAGAGGAUAUGCCUUUCACCUGUGAAGGUAUCACCCCUGAUAUCAUCAUAAAUCCCCAUGCCAUCCCCUCUCGUAUGACUAUUGGCCACUUGAUUGAAUGUCUUCAAGGGAAGGUAUCGGCUAACAAAGGUGAAAUUGGUGACGCCACUCCAUUUAAUGAUGCUGUUAAUGUGCAGAAGAUUUCUAAUCUUUUAUCUGAUUAUGGCUACCAUCUCAGAGGAAAUGAGGUAGAUUUGCUCUUACAAUAG
Molecule: messenger RNA, 2261 nt
Organism: Propithecus coquereli (Coquerel's sifaka)
Lineage: Eukaryota; Metazoa; Chordata; Mammalia; Primates; Indriidae
Gene: POLR2B
Product: polymerase (RNA) II (DNA directed) polypeptide B, 140kDa
Exons: 15
Coding region: 144-2261 (705 amino acids)
Biological process (GO): DNA-templated transcription
Cellular component (GO): RNA polymerase II, core complex
Molecular function (GO): ribonucleoside binding; DNA-directed RNA polymerase activity; DNA binding
Source: RefSeq, a predicted model, not a curated record